Messenger RNA from Linum trigynum, 3586 nucleotides. NCBI's taxonomy places the organism in Eukaryota, Viridiplantae, Streptophyta, Magnoliopsida, Malpighiales, Linaceae. The record is from the annotation of a GenBank genome assembly.
UGUCUGUUUGCUGAUGAUACUGUCAUUUUUGGAAAGGCAACAGCAGAGGAGGCUUCGAUAAUCCUUGAUAUCAUCUCAGUUUAUGGUGCAAUCACAGGUCAAGAAGUGAAUUGAACAAAAUCGUCCAUCUUCUUUAGCCACAAUGUCCCUCAUGAAGAAAGAGAAGACAUCAUCAACACCAUUGGCUUUGUGCCCACGAACUGUCAUUCCACCUACCUGGGAGUCCCUACGAAGUGGGGAAGAUAAAAAAAGGAGACCUUCCUAUUACAAAGAAUGGAGAAGAAAGGGGAAGGGUGGAAGAGUCUUCUCCUCUCCCCGGGGGGGGGGGGGGGGGGAAGGAAAUUCUCAUCAAAGCCGUGUUUCAAGCAAUCCCCACGUACAUUAUGUGCCUUUUCCUACUUCUUGUUUCAACAACAAACAGAAUGGACUCAAUGCUCAGGAGGUUUUUCUGGUCAGGAUCCUUGACAAAGAAGUCAAUCCACUGGAUCAAAGGUAAAACCUUGUGUUGCCCAAAGGAUGAAGGGGGGAUUGGUAUCCGCUCGUUUAAGGAGUUCAACCUGGCCCUGCUUGCGAAACAGACUUGGUGUCUGCUGUCAUCGCCUUCCUCUCUUUGGGCACGACUCCUUAAGGGACUCUAUUUCCCCCGAAUGGAUCUUCUAUCAGCACGUAAAGGAUCACGUUCAUCUUGGAUUUGGUCGAGUCUGUGAGAAGCAAGGAAGCUUAUGAUCAAAGGGACCACUCGAGUCAUCGGUAAUGGACAUAACACUCGUGUGUACCAUGACCCUUGGAUCCCAAGUGUAUAGGAGGCAGAUUGGCUAACAAUGUGCAAGGAGAUACCACGGCUGCUGAAUGGAUGGACACCCAUUCUCGCACAUGGAAUAUGCAACAUAUCUCCUCGGUAGUGGAUCCGCAACAGGCGGACAUUAUUAAGAAUGUCCAUAUUGGCACUAAAAGCAGAGGAUUUUUGGGCAUGGAUGCCUCAUCCUUUGGGGACUUUUACAGUCAGUUCAGCUUACCACUUCUUCCAUGGUCUGAAGAGAAAUGAUGAUUUGGAUGGAACACCGGUCCCUCAAGACACCAAAGACAAAUGGAAGUGGAUGUGGAGGCUUAACAUCCCUCCAAAGUUGAAGUUCUUCAUUUGGAAAGCCACUAAGGGAGCCUUGGCAACAAACCGAAAGCUGCACAACAGAUAUUGAUCUUCAUCCCCUACUUGCCCGGUCUGGUGUAGUUCAGAAGAAUCUAUUCACCAUUUUCUUUUCCAAUGUGAUCAUGCUAAGAAAUCCUGGAUGCACUUGUUCCCAUCAUUACCCACCCCGCCACCACUUGUGAGCAUCCUUGAUUGGCUCUCCAGCAUUCAUUACUCGCAGCCGGGUGAAACGACCCCGAAGGUUAUCUACCUUUUGUGGCAGAUCUGGAAGACAAGAAAUGAGAAGGUCUUCAGAGCUUCAAGCCCAUGGCCACCGGCUACGUGCAGCAAGGCUAUAAACGACUUCACUGCUUGGAACUCUUGCCCAAAAGUUCCCCGUCAGCUACCUCCUCCCCCAAAUCAGCCUAGGGCUAUCCGAUCUCAUCUCCUUCCACCGCCGAGCAAUCCCAAUUUGGUGAUUCACUGUGAUGGGUUGUUCUUACAUGACUCCCAGAAGGCGACAUAUGGUAUCGUUGUUUUCGAUAGCCAUGGAGAUAUUUGUGAUGGGAAGGCUGAUACCAUCCUUUGUUCAUCUCCCAUUGAAGCAGAAGCUAAGGCUUUACUGGAAGCUGUUCGGUAUGCGCAGGAUAAAGCCACGCCGUGUUUGAUUCGUUGGACGGUCUUUCCCUGAUUCUUUCCCUUGCAUUUGACCCUCCUAAGUGGCCAUGGAGAGUUUAUGCUUGGCUAGGGAUUAUCCAAGACAUUCUAACGCGCAACGGUUUCAUCAAGGUUGCUUUCUUCGGACGCAAGCUUAACAAGAGAGCGGAUUGGGUGGCCAAAUCGCUUGCUAGGAAUUUACUCCCUCCAGAUUGGAUGACAAUUCUUAGUAUUAUUUCGCCUCUCUUGUAUCCUGAUACAUAGAGUAACUGUUGUCCCAUGGGAAAUGAAUUUGGAAGUUUUCUUGGUAAAAAAAACACGACGAGCACUUGUAUUAUUAGUAAAGAAAGAAUAUAAGAAGCUUUAAGGUUCCAUUAGAAACAAACCCAAAGCAGAGAAUGUAGGAGAUUGAAAGGGAAAAGGGGCCUUUGGGACUAUAUUCAUAAGCCCAAAAUAACGUUUAUACAAAGAGGAUUUUAUAGAUGGAAGUUACAUAAGAAAGCAAAAAAGAGAGAAUGUAGCAGUUGUUGCACUUUUACAUGAAUGACGAAGGAAAUGUAACAAUACAUCAAUUUGGGACAACAGAUAUGGCGCCGAAUCAAAAAGAACACCACAGUCAAAGGUAAAAGACUAAAUUUCAAGCACCCAAAAUACAGCUUUAUGUCUCUUGGAGACGGGGAACUUAAGAACUUUCUAACUUGAUCAAUUGAAGCUGAAUUGGCCCAGCAGAUUGACCAUUUAUUGUCGCCAUCCAAUGAAACAACAUGGCUCCUCCCUUCACGAUUAUAAGUACACAAAUCAGCACCCAGAACUGUCCUCAAUGUAGCAAAGUGCAACUAGAAAAAAAGAGGAACGAUCUUUCAUCAUGUGAGGAAGAAGAUGGGGGUACUCUAAUAUGCUACCCUACUUGAUGCAUGAGAAAGUCCACUUUCGCCUCUAUGACCAUCCUUGCAAGGACAACCAGAUCUGAUCGCUGCUCUAGCUUGACAGUGCCUAUCUACCAAGCUAACUAUCCUAACUUGUUGCAUAUCAUAGAGUAAAGAAUAGUAUAAGCCUUCUAAAGGAACCACCAGAUCAGAAAGCAAGAAGCAAAGUUGGACUUUUGUAAAGUUAUGGAAAAAAACAUUCACUUGGAUGCACAACAACAAACGGUGGGAAUUGAGCUUCUUGCCAGAACUUAUCACUUCACUGGGCAGCUCAAAAGCAUAUCCUGGAUAAUCUAUUUGAUGAUUAUUUGCUAGAGGCAACAACAGGAUCAGUUAUAUAAGGGUAGGAUUCGCCAACAAAAUAAAUGUAAGAAACACAAGGGGAUUAAGAAGCAAACCUCACAGGGGAUUCCAAUGACUCAUUCUCGAACUCCAAACCCUCGGUGUUACCCACACCAUCCUUAACAACAGCAUAUCAAUCAACUCCUCAUCAUUUGCCUUUUGUAAUUUUAAGACACAAAUGGAGUAACCUGAUGAGAGUAAGAGAAUAUGAACUCGAGUAAGAGAACAUGAACUGGAGUAACUCCAGCUGCACCUCAAUUAAAAUAAGACAAAUCAGCACCUCUAAUAUGAAUAUGAAUCUGAAGAGGAAAAAUUGAGAUGAUACAGACUGUUUUGUGUGAGGUUGGAGAUGGUGCGAUGGCGCCGAAGAGAUUCCAACUCCCUAGAAUCACCUCCCGAUCUCAACUUAAUCGAAGACAAAUCUGUCCAACCCCCUGGAAGGAGCACAGAGGAACCAACACAGCAAGAUGAGAGAAAUCAAAGAAAAGAGAAGCGAAAUAAUGAGAGGAAAAGAAAAUAAAAGGAGAAACAAUUA